This is a messenger RNA of Neocloeon triangulifer, 2708 nucleotides long. RefSeq names its product E3 ubiquitin-protein ligase Ubr3-like. Bases 422 to 1915 code for a protein of 497 amino acids. NCBI's taxonomy places the organism in Eukaryota, Metazoa, Arthropoda, Insecta, Ephemeroptera, Baetidae. The record is from RefSeq and is a predicted model, not a curated record. The transcript has 11 exons. Gene Ontology annotation, biological process: ubiquitin-dependent protein catabolic process via the N-end rule pathway; protein ubiquitination. Gene Ontology annotation, cellular component: cytoplasm; ubiquitin ligase complex. Gene Ontology annotation, molecular function: zinc ion binding; ubiquitin protein ligase activity.
AUUUUCUGUUUGGGAGGGUCGUGCAUGUUUCCGUGGCUUCGUCCGCCGAUGAAAGUGCCACCUGUACUAUUUUUAGAUUAUUAAUCUUUGCUCUCGCGGACCUACCAUCUAUUAACAAUUAAGAAGGUGGUGAUCGUUCGCUUCUGUGAAUUGCAACAUUUUCGUGUUGCGUGUGUUUUAGGUGAAAUUUAAGUGCAAUACUUUCGAUCGUCGCAGUUUUGAAGUCUAUUAUCUGCGGUUGCGGAAGCGAAUUCUCUCUGCGAAUUCGUCGUGCCGCUCUCGUGAAGGACGGUCGGACGGGUCUCUGACCUCUCGCGAUUACUACGUCGACGACAACACUGACUCGCCUUGCCAUGAGGCACGAAGGGUGACAAUCAGCGGGUGUCCGAGCCGAACGGAAAAUGACUGUGUCCAGCCUCCGAUGAAUUUGGUACCGAAAAGCGUGCUGAAUAUCGGAAGAUCGGAAAACAUGGCUUCCACAUCGUCCGCUCAUGUGCUGAUGAAAAAGGGCAAGCGGGCCGCGGCGACCUACGUGCACUCCGAGUGCGCCCAAACGCCCAUCCCCAAGAACCUUCACGAGCUUCUUGACCUGAUCCUCAAGCCGAGCAAACCCAUUGAUGAGUGGGAGGCCAUCGACUGGUGCAAAUGGUUGAUGGCUGGUGGGCGAACUCCUGACGAAUUCUCGGCCAUCGUGCACGGCUAUGACAAUGCGACCACUUGUGGCCUGGUGUGGACGGCGAACUUUGUGGCCUAUCGAUGCCGGACGUGCAGCAUAUCCCCUUGCAUGUCCCUGUGCUCCGAGUGCUUCCAAAAGGGCAACCACGAUGGUCACGACUUUAACAUGUUCCGCAGUCAGGCUGGAGGCGCCUGCGAUUGCGGCGACACAUCGGUCAUGAAAGAGACAGGGUUUUGUGAAAAACAUGGCCCAAAGGCUCAAGUAAACAAAGCGGCAGCUCCUGGAGACUUGAUGUGUGUAGCAGAAGCAAUGAUGCCACGAAUCAUCCUCAGACUAAUUCAGCAUCUUCGGCAGAACAGCCAUGUGAAGACAAGUGAAGAAAUGAAGCAAGCUAUCAAAGACGCAGAUGCAUUUUUGACGAUGCUGCAUGACUUUAGCGCAAUGGGUGCAGCCAUGAGGAAAGUUAUGACAGGGGCUCUCACCAAUCCUCAGGUAUACAAAAAUUUGACUGACUACGAAUCUGUGGAAACAAGAGCUGUAUGUAAAGAAAUUGCCGAGUUCAUGCGAGAGAGCAAACGAGUGUACGAGGAGGCCAUCAAAUCUUUGCCAAACCCAGAACCUCCCGAUGAAUAUAAAGAUUGCCCGUCUCUACAGCAGCACCUUGUUCACCACACAUUUUUAGAAGAGCUCGUUUUCUGGACAGUGGUUUUCGAGUUUCCCCAGAAGACUGUUUGUUUUCUCCUUAACAUGCUUCCAGACGUAGAUUACAAAGAAUGUCUCACUCAGGCUUUCGUGCUUCACUACAGCAGGAUAUCCAUGAUGUUAGAAAAGUCAACAGAUCCAGACGCACUUUCAAAUAGAGUAGUCCAUGUUAGCGUUCAACUUUUCUCCAAUGAAAGCUUGGCCAUGAGAAUGGCUGACAAACUGCACUUGCUGCAUGUGAUGGUCAUUAGUUUGAAAUAUAUGAUGAGCAACAUACUCAUCCAGAAUACAUUGCAUGAUGCAGACAAAAACUUUCACUAUGCUGUGGACUGUGCUAGCACAAUCAUGAAGGACCACUGUUAUUGGCCCCUUGUUUCUGACUUGAACAACGUGCUCUCCCACAAAGGCGUUGCUCUCAAAUUCAUGAGUGAUGACUCGCUCCUGAACAUGUGGUUUGAUUUUCUCUCCAUGUUUCAAGGAAUGAAUGUGAACACUAGAGAGACAACACAGCACAUAGAGUUUUUCAUCAAAUAUUGAAACAAGUCCCUUGUUUGAUCAAAAGCACUAUCAGCAACUAGGCUCGUGCCAUCACACCCUGAUAAGGUGACAUAUGGCCCUCUAUCAACCCCCGUCUACGAAUGGAAAAGAGUUGUGUCAAUAUAUUUGGCUGCCGCAUUAGCCAUUGAUAAGCGCCAAUUCUCACCCCUUUGCUGUUAACGUUUAAUGCGAGACGAGCAACCGAGGGCAAAUACAGAUGGGCCCUGCGUUUUGACGGAUCAACAUCUGUGACCAACUGAGCUGGGCACCUGUUGCAUAUGCAAAUCCGGAAGCAAUGGAGCAGCAGUGCAAAACUCCUUCUCCACGCAUCAAGAGGUUUAAGGCCAACGCUCGAGAAAGGCACAGGAUGCACAUUCUUAACGCAGCCCUUGAUCGUCUCCGCAGCUGCAUGCCUGUUGCUUGUCACUCGCAGAAACUUUCAAAGAUCGAGACUCUUCGACUGGCCAGUAACUACAUUUUUGCGCUCUCUGCCGUGGCGCAAGGUUCAAACGACCCUCUGGCAUUUGCCCACACCCUAACCAGAGGGAUCAGCCAGGCAACCUGCAAUUUGAUUGCCAACUCCUUGAAUACUAGUCUUCAAACCCUGCACUUAAAUGGCAGCACCACGACAACGGCCAACGAACACUCGAGCUAUGUCGAAACUUGGCAGGCAAAGUUAGGCCACCAAUUGCAAAAUUACAACCAAGAAGAAAAUCAGUCUUUGGUACCAUGCAUGUACUAAACUGGUACUAAAGAAGUGGAAAUUUACAAGAAAUUGUUCUAGUCAAUAUAU